Molecule: messenger RNA, 7629 nt
Organism: Thrips palmi
Lineage: Eukaryota; Metazoa; Arthropoda; Insecta; Thysanoptera; Thripidae
Gene: Mi-2
Product: chromodomain-helicase-DNA-binding protein Mi-2 homolog
Exons: 17
Coding region: 160-6300 (2046 amino acids)
Biological process (GO): chromatin remodeling; negative regulation of transcription by RNA polymerase II
Cellular component (GO): nucleus; chromatin
Molecular function (GO): DNA binding; ATP hydrolysis activity; ATP binding
Source: RefSeq, a predicted model, not a curated record
GCAUGCGCCGUGGAGUCGAUACGCUCUCGAGUGUGAUGAUGCGAUCGGGGCUGUGCGGGUACAGUUCGCGGUGAAUCUUUUCUAAAUACACUGUUGUUAAGAUAUAAUUUAUCUUCAAGAGCAAGAUUAGUGAACGAGUGAGGUGCUGAGGCAUUAAAUAUGGCCUCAGACGAAGAAGUUGAGGAGUCCUUUGCCGGGGAGGAGGAAGCAGAGGAUGCUGCUGGCCGCAAUGAAGAUGCCUCACAUGAUUCUGAUGAGGAUAAAAAGGCUGGGGACGAUGAGUAUGAGCCUGAAGAAAGCCACAGUAAAAGGAAGAAAGGAAAGAAGCGAAAGGCUAAAAGUGAAGGCAAAAAAGAUAAAAAGAAAAAGAAGAAGAAGAAAAAUGACAGUGAAGAAGAAGCUGACUUUGAAUCCCAGGACGCUGGAGAUAAUGACACCUUGCAGGAUUCAGAUGCUGCUCCUUCGAGCAGCAAGAAAAGCAGCCGUAGGUCUCGAGGUAAACAAGAGAAGCAGGAGAAACCUCCCACAAAUUCCAAUGCAGCUGCAUCCAGCGAAUCUUCUGGAAUGCCUACAGUCAAUGAAGUUUGUGCUACCUUUGGCUUGACGGAUGUGGAAGUUGAAUAUUCAGAUGCUGACUAUCAGAACCUCACCACUUACAAAUUGUUCCAACAACAUGUGAGACCUCUUCUCUCUAAAGAAAAUCCGAAAGUGCCCAUGGGGAAACUUAUGAUGCUGGUCGCGGCCAAGUGGCGUGACUUCUCUGAAAUGAAUCCUCAUACUAAGGAACAAAUCGAAGAAGAAGAAGGAGGUAACGAGGAGGCAUACACUCCCAAACCCAGUCGGUUACGAUCCACGAGGGAUUCCAGAGCUGCGGAUCCCGAUGUUAAUGACGAGGAGGAGGAGGAAGAUGAUGAUGAAAUUGAACAGAGAUCAUCGAAAAAGAAGAGCCGAAGCCGCAGCAAGAAAUCUAGUGGUAGUAGUAAGAAGGCCAAAGUUCCCACAAUCAAGAUUAAAAUUGGCAGCAAGCGCAAGAGAGGAAGCUCUGAUGAUGAUGACAAUGGGGAUACUCGUUCAGACCAGGAUUCUGAUGCAGAAUUUGAACAAAUGCUGAAGGAAGCAGAAGAUGUGAAUAAAGAAGAGGAAGUGGAGGAGGCAGCUGAUGCGGAAGCAAAGGACAAACCCGAACAACCACGUCGUAAGGCCAAGACUAAAAUUGGCCAAAAGAACAAGAAGAAGAAGACCAAAACAACUUCAAAAUUCCCUGAUGGUGGUGAAGAGCAAACAGACCAUCAAGAUUAUUGUGAAGUGUGUCAACAAGGAGGGGAAAUCAUUCUCUGUGACACUUGUCCUCGUGCUUAUCAUUUGGUUUGUCUGGAGCCAGAGCUUGAAGAAACUCCAGAAGGGAAGUGGUCUUGCCCACAUUGUGAAAGUGAAGGCACCCAAGAGCAAGAAGAUGAUGAACAUCAGGAGUUCUGUAGAGUGUGCAAGGAUGGUGGAGAAUUGCUGUGCUGUGAUUCUUGCCCUUCUGCGUAUCACACAUUCUGUCUAAACCCUCCUUUGACUGAAAUUCCGGAUGGUGAUUGGAAGUGCCCGAGGUGUUCAGCAAAGCCACUACCUGGAAAAGUUCAAAAGAUUUUGACUUGGCGUUGGGUUGAAAAUGAUAAAAAAGAAGAGAAUGGAGAAAGCAAGCCAGUGAAGAAGUCACAGAGGCAGCGAGAGUACUUUGUCAAGUGGCAAGAUAAGUCUUACUGGCAUUGCUCCUGGGUAUCUGAAUUGCAGAUGGAAGUAUUCCAUGGCAUUAUGAUUCGCUGCUACACACGCAAAUUUGACAUGGAUGAACCUCCUCGCUUUGAGGACCCACUUGAUGAGAUGGAUGCCCGAAGAAAAAGGAUCACUGACGCUCAAGCAUUCUCUCAAAAUAUGGAAGAGAGAUUCUACAAGUAUGGUAUUAAACCAGAGUGGCUGCAGGUGCACAGAGUAUUGAACCACCGCUCCAUGCGUGAUGGCCGCAUGUUGUACCUAGUGAAAUGGAGAGACCUUUCUUAUGAAAGUGCAACAUGGGAAGAAGAUGAUGAUUCAACACAUGGGUUGAAGCAAGCUGUGGAGUACUACAUGGACCUGCGAGCUGCCUGCAAUGUGGAUUCUGGCAGUAGUAAGAAGUCCUCCAAAUCGAAGAAGGGCAAGAAGUCAAAGUCCAAGGAGAAUGACUAUGAUGGAGAAAGGAGCACACAGAGAAAGUUCAUCCCUCCUCCUGAAAAGCCCUCCACUGAUCUCAAGCGUAAAUGGGACAAACAACCUGACUAUCUUGAUGCCACUGGCUGUUGUCUUCAUCCCUACCAGUUAGAGGGCCUGAACUGGUUGCGGUACUCUUGGGGUCAAGGUCUUGAUACAAUUUUAGCUGAUGAGAUGGGUCUUGGAAAAACUAUCCAAACUAUUACAUUCCUGUACUCACUGUAUAAGGAAGGACAUUGCAAAGGGCCAUUCCUUGUGAGUGCUCCACUUUCAACCAUCAUUAACUGGGAGAGAGAAUUUGAAGUUUGGGCUCCAGAUUUUUAUGUGGUUACCUAUGUUGGUGACAAAGAUUCUCGUGCAGUUAUUCGAGAACAUGAACUCUCCUUUGAAGAAAAUGCUGUGCGUGGAAGCAGAGCAGGACGAAUUCGCUCCAACACAAUAAAAUUCCAUGUGCUGUUGACAAGUUAUGAGCUUAUUUCUAUUGAUGUUGCUUGCUUGGGAUCCAUUGAUUGGGCUGUGCUUGUCGUUGAUGAAGCCCAUCGUUUGAAGAGUAACCAGUCCAAGUUCUUUAGGCUGCUGGCUGGAUACAACAUUGCUUACAAGCUACUUCUCACUGGUACACCUCUUCAAAACAAUCUGGAGGAAUUGUUCCAUCUGCUGAACUUCUUGUCCAGCGAAAAAUUCAAUGACUUAGCUUCAUUCCAAAACGAAUUCGCGGACAUAAACAAAGAAGAGCAAGUUAAAAAAUUGCAUGACAUGCUGGGGCCCCACAUGCUGCGUCGUUUGAAAGCUGACGUACUCAAGAACAUGCCAACCAAAUCUGAGUUUAUUGUGCGUGUUGAAUUGUCUCCCAUGCAAAAGAAGUAUUACAAGUACAUCCUCACCAAGAACUUUGAAGCACUCAAUCCCAAAGGUGGAGGUCAACAAAUGUCCCUGCUCAACAUCAUGAUGGACUUGAAGAAGUGCUGCAACCACCCUUAUCUCUUCCCUGUGGCUGCACAGGAAGCACCUGUUAAUGCUAACGGGCAGUAUGAAGUUAAUGGUUUGAUCAAGGCCUCUGGUAAACUGACCCUCCUUUCUAAAAUGUUGCGCAAGUUGCAUGACACUGGGCACCGUGUACUUAUCUUCUCUCAAAUGACAAAAAUGUUGGAUUUAUUGGAAGAUUAUCUUGAAGGAGAAGGAUACAAGUAUGAGCGUAUUGAUGGUGGUAUCACUGGAACCUUGCGUCAAGAAGCUAUUGAUAGGUUCAAUGCCCCUCAAGCUCCGCAGUUUGCUUUCCUUCUGUCUACUCGUGCUGGUGGUUUGGGUAUCAAUUUGGCCACUGCAGACACUGUCAUCAUCUACGACUCCGAUUGGAAUCCUCACAAUGAUAUCCAGGCCUUCUCUCGUGCCCAUCGUAUUGGUCAGGCAAACAAGGUCAUGAUCUAUCGUUUCGUAACAAGAAAUUCUGUUGAAGAAAGAGUGACACAAGUGGCCAAGCGCAAAAUGAUGCUGACCCAUCUUGUUGUGCGGCCUGGUAUGGGCGGCAAGGCAACUAAUUUUACCAAGCAGGAGAUGGAUGACAUUCUCAGGUUCGGUACUGAAGAGCUCUUCAAAGAGGAGGAAGGCAAGGAGGAGGAUGCCAUUCAUUACACUGAUAAGGCUAUUGACGAACUCUUGGAAAGAUCUCAGGAGGGUAUUGAGCAGAAAGAGAACUGGGCAAACGAGUAUCUCUCUUCAUUCAAGGUGGCUAGUUAUGUCACCAAGGAAGGUGAUGAGGAAGAAGAAGUUACGGAAGUCAUCAAACAGGAAGCUGAAAAUACGGAUCCUGCAUACUGGGUUAAGCUGCUCCGCCACCACUAUGAACAACAGCAAGAAGAUAUUGCCCGUACCCUGGGUAAAGGAAAGCGAAUCCGUAAACAAGUCAAUUACAUCGAUAGCACUGUGGAAGGAAGAGAUCAAGAUACUACGUGGCAAGAAAAUCUUUCUGACUACAAUUCAGAUUUCUCAGCACCAUCAGACGAUGACAAGGAGGAUGAUGACUUUGAUGAGAAAGGUGGUGAUGGUGAGGGAGGCGGCCGCCGAAGCAAGCGACGGCCUGAGGGUCGUAGGGACGAGAAAGACAGGCCUCUGCCUCCCCUGCUGGCCAGGGUUGGCGGAAACAUUGAAGUUCUUGGCUUCAAUGCCCGGCAAAGGAAGGCAUUCCUCAAUGCCAUCAUGCGCUACGGAAUGCCACCUCAAGACGCAUUCAAUUCUCAGUGGCUGGUCCGCGAUCUUCGUGGCAAGUCUGAGAAGAACUUCAAGGCAUAUGUAUCUCUCUUUAUGCGUCACCUUUGUGAACCUGGAGCAGACAAUGCCGACACGUUUGCUGAUGGAGUACCCCGUGAAGGACUGAGCAGACAGCAUGUCCUCACUCGUAUCGGCGUCAUGUCACUGAUCAGGAAAAAGGUUCAAGAAUUUGAAAACAUCAAUGGAUACUACAGUAUGCCAGAGUUGAUCCGCAAACCUGUAGAUGCUGCUGUUAAAAGUGCUGCUGCCGCUGCGGGCGUUGCACCCCCGCCUGGUCCCGCUGAUGCUGCAGCUGCAGCAUCUGCUUUGGCCUCGGGAUCUUCCAGUGUGUCUGCAACACCAGGAACUAGUGCUUCCGCAAGUCCAGCACCUACUCCAACUCCAGGGGCUGCUGAUGAAAAUAAGGAAAAGGACAAGGAUAAGGAUAAGGAAAAAGAUAAGGAAAAGGAGAAAGAGGUGAGAAUGGGGGAGGACCUGACCAAAAAAGACGAAGAAUCUGAGAAGGAUGCUGAAGUUAAAGAUGAUAAGAAUCCUGUAGAGGAAGAAAAGGAGAAAGAGAAAGAGAAGAAUGGUGAAACUGCACCAGAUGUUGAGGAGGCUGAUGUUAAGGUCAAGAUGGAUGUUGAUGAGGAGCCUGCAAAGGAAGCGGAGAAACCAGCUGCUGCUACAGAAGAAAACGGAGAAGAAAAGAAGGAUGAAGUUCAGGUCAAGGAAGAGAAGGCUGACACAGAAGCAGGAAAGGAAGACAAGCCAGAAGAGGAAGGCGAGAAAACUGCUGUAAAGAAGGAAGCUGAGGUUUCAGUCAAGGCUGAAAACAAAGAUAGUGAAGAAGAAAAGACCACUGAGACAGAGAAGGAUGACAAGGAAAAAGAUGAGAAGAAGGACGGCAAAGAUGACAAAAAGGAGGUCAAGAAAGAAGAUGAUGAUGAUAUUGUGGUUGUUAAAGAUGUUGAGAAAGUCAAAGUUGAUGAGAAGAAGCUGGAGGAAGAAAUGGAGAAGGCCAAGCGGAAGUUCAUGUUCAACAUUGCUGAUGGUGGCUUCACUGAACUUCACACGCUGUGGGUCAACGAAGAGAAGGCGGCCGUUCCUGGUCGUGAAUACGAAAUCUGGCACAGGCGCCACGACUACUGGCUUCUUGCGGGAAUUGUCACUCACGGCUACGGCCGUUGGCAAGAUAUCCAAGCAGACAUUCGCUUUGCUAUCAUCAACGAACCAUUUAAAAUGGAUGUCGGCAAAGGAAAUUUCCUUGAAAUUAAAAACAAGUUCCUGGCGAGGAGGUUCAAACUUUUGGAGCAGGCUCUAGUAAUAGAGGAACAGUUGCGGAGAGCCGCUUAUUUAAAUUUAACCCAGGACCCAAACCACCCAGCGAUGUCGUUAAAUGCUAGGUUCGCUGAAGUGGAAUGUUUAGCUGAGUCUCAUCAGCACCUUAGUAAAGAGUCCCUGGCGGGAAACAAGCCAGCAAAUGCAGUUCUUCACAAAGUUUUAAACCAGCUUGAGGAACUGCUGUCCGAUAUGAAAUCGGACGUGAGCCGUUUACCGGCCACCCUGGCUCGCAUCCCCCCAGUUGCGCAACGACUGCAGAUGUCUGAGAGGUCAAUCCUUUCAAGAUUAGCAGCUACAACAACUGGAUCUGCACCUAGCACCCCAACCUCUUCUCAACCAGGUAUGAUAAGUGCCCAGUUCCCUUCUGGCUUCCCAUCUGGACAACUUCCAGGCAGCUUUGGAGCAGCCAACUUCAGUAAUUUCCGGCCACAGUACUCAGUCCCUGGACAACCCACAUCUCAGGGAUAUGUUAAUUAAAUUUCAUAGCUGCAUUAGUUUGGAUGCAUGUUGAUACUAAGUUAUUGGUGUGGAUUGAAGUGAGCUUUGUGUGGUGAUGAUACCAGGACUUCAGUCUUGUGUACAGCAUAUAUAUGCAGUGAUACUUCGGUUGGAACUUUCUCAAUAGAGUUUAAGAGCAAAUACAGUAGUGAGUGGAAGGUUUAGGUUUAAAGUGGUGUUUUAAAAGACAGAUUGGUGAAUGGUUUCAACUUCAACAUUCUACACUUCUUGGUGUGGUCAUUGUGCAAAUUUGUCUAUCACUCUUGCAUCUUUGUUUUUAUCCUCAUUUCAUGUCCAUAGAUCUCACAAGUGGCCUAUGAAGUUUCUGCUGUAUUCUGUUAAUUUAGCCUUGAAAUGACUUCAUUGGCUACGGUUUAUUUCUAAGCUAUUACUUGCCCAGAAAAUUAGAGAGGAAAUUUCAGUAUUUUCUUUGCUCCAAUUAGCUGGUGCUAUCUUAAUCAUGGUUCAGUUUUCUUAGUUUGCACAAAAUCAUAAAUUAUCUGGCAAAAGAUAAAUCUCGUUUCAAAACGGGCUUACAUUUAAAGAGCACUCUUGAUUUUGUGCAAGCUUUGUACAAAUACUUCCAAUUUCUUUUUUAUUCAUUUGUUCCAUUGUGAAAAUGGCAUAUUAAUGAUUGUGAUUUUAGGUUCAAUUUUUUUUUUGAACUAGAUGAAAAGUAACUUUUGUCUCCCUUUUAUAUCCACUACUAGUACGUACAUUUGUUUUGUAUUAUUGUACUAUGAUUUAUCUGUGCUUAUGGACUGUACUGCUAAUAGUCAACCCAUUCCUUCACAUUAAUUUGUCUGAGCAUAGUAUUUGGUUUCUUCACUUCAAAAUGCAAGUAAGCAUUUGAAUACUUGGCUUGAGAGGGAAUUUGGCUCCAGUCAUUUCCAUCACAUGAGAUCCCCCGCUGAGCACUUACGCAAAGUGCUUUGUGUAUUGCACUGACAGGAAAUCUAUAAAGGAUGAAACCAAAGAUAGAAUCAAAUGAUUUUGUUGACAGCCUGACAUUUUACUGUUAGCUGUGUUUUUAGGCCUCCAUAUUAACCUCACCUGUUUAAAUCCUCCUCUCUUAUGAUUUGACCUCUGGAAAUUUGUUUAAGUAUUUGCUAACAUUUUUGUUGAUUACAAAUUGUAAUGUUGGGCCUGAAUUGGAUAUUUUUGUAUGUUCUAUUUUGUGCUGUUCCUGACUUGGAGAAAAUAUCUAUGGCUAGGAGUAAAAAUGUAUCCACUCUGUCUCCUCCAUAUGGGUUCUCAAGUACUGUACAUGCCGACAAAUUGUGAAUGAAACUAAUUAUAAUUAAUUUA